Messenger RNA from Sus scrofa (pig), 4326 nucleotides. RefSeq names its product membrane spanning 4-domains A5 (gene MS4A5). Gene Ontology annotation, biological process: cell surface receptor signaling pathway. NCBI's taxonomy places the organism in Eukaryota, Metazoa, Chordata, Mammalia, Artiodactyla, Suidae. Gene Ontology annotation, cellular component: plasma membrane. The record is from RefSeq and is a predicted model, not a curated record.
CUAAAAAGCAAAAAACAGACAAACAAAAAACCCCAAAAUAAAUUAUCUUUGCAAAAAUUACUGCUUCUUGUGGCAUAAAUUUCAUAUAUUUUAUGCUGACAAAAUCUCUCUCUCUUUAUUCUAAAUUAUACAAAUUAUCUCCCUGCUAUGGAAUGAAUUACAUACCCCUCCAAAUAAAAUUCAUAGUCAAAACCCUAACAUCAAUGUGAUGCUAUCUGGAGACUGGGACUUUGGGAGGUAAUUAGGUUUAGAUGCAGCCAUGAGGAUGGAGAACCUUAUUAUGGGAUUAUAAAAAGGAACACCAGAGAGUUUAGUCUGUUCUCUCUCUAUGUGCACAUUGAAGAAAGGACAUGUGGGCAUGUGGCUAGAAAAGAGCUAUCUGCAAGCCAAGAAAAGAACGCUCACCAGGAGAUGAAUCAGCCAACACAUUGACUUCAGAUUUCCUGCCCUCCAGAACCAUGAAAAGUCAAAUUAUGUUGCUUAAAUCAUCCAGCCCAUAGUAUUUUGUUAUGGCAGCUCAUGCAGACUAAUACACACUCUUUUUUUUUUUUUUUUCUUGGAGGGUAGGGAAGGGAGCAAGGGGUAAAAAACUUAUCUGACCACAUGAAACAAAGUAUCUUCGCUUUUUUGAGAAUUCGUAGUCACAAAGGGAAGCUCUAAUAUCUGUAUAUGAGGCAAAGAACAGGAAUUUUUAAAAGCUUAUGAUACAGCCAGUGGAAAAUCCUUAAUGCCUAUCUUUGUAGAUACUGUGAAGGUGCUUGCUAUUAUUAUUUUAAAUAUGCUAUAUAUAUUUAAUACUGUGUUAACACCACUGUAGGGGAGUGAAGAAUCAGGAUGAUAAUAGCUAGAAAAAUGCAGUGAGGAAAAGAGUCAUCAUAUAUAGAUGCCCAGACAUGCAGUAAAAACUAAGAAUUCAACAGAAGUAGGAAAUCAAGAGACUGAGACCACAGAAUAAAACAGAAGCCCAAAUUGCUCUCCUUGCCUCGUAUCCACUCAUCCCUUCCAAGAUAUUUUUGGGAAGGACAAUGGGAUAAGAUCUGGAGCCAUGAUUAUUUAUAUAAUAAACCGUGAGAGAAAAAGGGAGGAUCUGGGAACCCCUGACAUGUGCUCACAGUGGUUGACCGAAACUGCUGUACUUUCUAGCGCACAGAUGUUUAAAAGGGGGAGAUUCUGCAACAGAGAGAAAGAUGAGGAAUUUAAAUAAAAUUGAGCUUCAGUUUCAGGAGGAAAAGAAUAAGAGAAAGAGCAAAGAGAGCCUUUCUUGGAACUAUCUAGCAAGGGAAUCAGAAUUAUCUGUGAGAAGGAGAAGCUUAAUCCCACUGACUACAACUCAAGAAAACUUUGAUCACUUGUAUCAUCAUAACUUCCCUGGACGAACUAGCAACAUGAAGCUUCAAAAAGUCUUGAUUUGGGAACACUGAGGAAUACAGUUAUAUUCUACAUUAUUCCACAGACCAACUUACAGCUAGAGUAAAUCCCAUGAAAAGAGUAGGCUUUGACAGACUGGAAACUAAGAAGAAAUCUAAGGGUAUGUGAAGGAUGAAAAGUAGCACACAGCAUGUUACCCGUGAAUCUGUGGGCAGAGGAUGUAUUAUCAAAAGGUUAUGAGGUUCCAUAGCCAUCUGGAAAUGGAGAAAAUAACUUCUGGACUAACUCAGUGUGACAUUCCCAUGUUGUUAUAGCUGAUCACACAAAAAGGCAGAGGACAUUUAGCUGAUGAGCCAACCAAAAUGAACUUUAGAAAUAAUGCAAACAUAGAGCAAAAUAAAGCAUCUAGCCACCACGAUUAAUGUGGUGACAAUAAUGGAAACAAUACUUAUUCCGAUUAUCUUUAUUAUUACAAUCUAUUAGCAUCCACUACAUGCCAGAUACUUUACAAUUCAUUUACAAUAACCCUACACGACACGGUAACAAUUAGUAUGCCCAUUUUUGAAUAAGAGAUGCAAUGUUUUAAUCAAUAUAAAUGUUAACAUGAAUAUAUAAGUUAUAGUAUAAUUUAGCCAAGACCUCCAUAAACAAAACGGCUUCAAAUUAAUUCUAAGUUUUUAAGCUCUACGAAUUGAGUCUUCCACUAUAUCUUGAGAAUUCACUUGAAUUCAAGCAUAAUAAGAACAAUUAUCUUAUAUCAGAUAGCUAUUACUACAUUGUUUUAGGCAUCAUGCUUACAGAGGUGUGGGAGGAGACAGGGUGGGGGGAGAGAAACUGGAAAAGGUCCAGAGGAAAACAUGAGUGAUGAGGAUGGAAAUGGUAAAUCAUAAAGUAUUUGGAACAGAGUUUGCUUAACUCAGGGAACACUAACCCAGUAUCAGAGGAUUUUCAUAAAGGGUGAUCACCAUUCAAAUUCUAUAUCCAUGGAAAAAUUGAAUGAGAGAAGGUAAAUUCAGAGAAAAGAAUUUGCACGGGUGAUGGUCUCUUAAAAUGUUCUAAUUGCCAAAUGGCUGCCACAUUAGGAUUUUCAAUUUAGGAAGACCUGAUCUUAAUAGGAAAUGAAAGAGGAUGAGUAUAUAAAUGUACACAAUUCCCCUCCCUUCAUCCAUGCAAAAUGACUGUACAGACCUGUCCCUGAAUAUAUGGAGUCUAUUUUCUUACCCCUUGAAUCUGGGUUGUCCAUGCCAUUUGCUUAGGUCAGUGGGACACUGGCACACAUGAUUCAGCAGACGUUUGAAAAACAUUUGUGAAUCAGAGGAGAACCAAGCAUCUGCCAACUGCCAGACAUGCGACUGAGGCCAUACUAAAUCAUCUAGAUCUGGUUACUCCACUAGUUAAUCAUGGACACAUGAAAAAACUUGGUAGAGAAGGGCUGAGCUGGACCCAACCAGUAGAACCACCCAUAGAACCCACAGAAUUGAGAGCAGAACCAAAGGUGGUUGUUUGAAGCCACUGGGUUUUAAAGUGGUUUGUUCAAAAACCACAAGUGAACAUCCUUGGAAUUACACCAUGUGAGUUUGUGUAAUUGUCGUGUCUGGGUAUUCAUUAAACUGUCUCUUGUGAAUGAGAACAUUAGUGACAUAACACUUCAAAUUAACAUGAGACUAGAAAUCUACAGAGGACAUUCUAUUAGCAAGGCCAGAAGGAUAGUAUUUCUGAACUUCUAGACUUCAAAUGUUAUAAAAUUAUAUUUCUAGACAAGUUCAUUAUAACUUUAAAUAUAUCUUAUGCAUGUAAUUUUCACUGUUGUUAAGAAUGAAAUUUUUGCAAAAAUGUGAAAAAAUAUAGGGACUAGCUAAAUAGAUGCCACGUCUGCUACAUGAAGUAACUAAUGAAUUCUGUGGCCUGAGAGGAUUUGUCCUCUACCUGUCUGACGAGAGAGAAUUAGAAUAAGUGUUCACAAUACUCAUUUAUUUGAGAACUGGAAUGUCUUUAUAGACCAUGCCAUCUGACCCGAUCGAUGUACAUGUGAAGAAGCUGAAAUCAAGAGAAGAGGAUGUGACUUGCCCAAGGUCACAGUGAGGUCCUAACUGAAUCUGGACAACCAAUCAGAUCCUCUGAUCCCAAUUCUGGGCCUUUUUUCUUGAGAUCUCAACCAGUCCUGAGAUUCCAUGACUCUGUGACGCCAUGGUUCUAUAAUUCCACAACAAGGCACAACAAUGCUAGUGCUCCAGGCAGCCAUGGUACAGGGGAAGAAUAUGAUCUAGACGGAAACAUCAGCCAAAUCAUUUUUUCACUUCAAAAUCUCAACUACACCAUCAUGGAUUCAAACGCUGCACACCAUCCUGUGUUUCUGAUAUUUCCUCCAGAGAUCACUGUUCCUGAAUAUCAGUCAACGGAACUUACAGGCACAACCUAUGAGUCUAGCAUGCCCUUUCCAGAAAUGCUUACUAAAAGAAUGAAAAUCUUAGGGACUAUCCAGAUCCUGUUUGGACUGAUGAACUUUUCUUUUGGAAUUGUUUUACUUUUCGCCUUUGAAAAACCAUACCCAAGGUUCCCCUUUAUAUUUCUUUCAGGAUAUCCAUUCUGGAGCUCUGUUCUGUUCAUUAAUUCUGGAGCCUUUCUAGUUGCACUGGAAAGAAAAACCACAGAAACUCUGAUGAUGCUGAGCAGAACAAUGAACUCUCUUAGUGCCCUGGCAGCAACAGCUGGAAUUGUUCUCCUCGUAUUCGGUUUCAUUCUAGACCAAAACUUCUUUUGCGGCUAUUCUGAAGAAAUUAGUCAGUGUCAGUCUGUUAACACCCUGUUCACUGGAAUUUUGAUUAUGUUGAUGGCCUUCAGCAUUAUUGAAUUACUCAUUGCCCUGUCUUUCUCAAUUUUGAGGGGACCCAUUCACUGCAAUGACCGUGAGGAAUGCUGUUGACUAGCACUGCGAGAAUAAAGAUGUGUUAUAAUGGU